GUCUGAUGAUAGACUUGCUCCUCUGGAUUUUCAGUAUCCUCCAGGCAAAAGACACGUGGGCUUGGUGCCAUUCUACUUUCCGAGUCGAAAAACAGAAUGGGACAGGCGCUGUGGCGGCGCAUUCUUGGGUAACUUCUAUGAAGCUGGCUACCGGGCCAUUAGGGUCAAGAUCGAUGGCCGGAUCCGGUGGUUCAGCAACGCUGAGAGCGCUUUUCAGGCUACAAAAUUCAAGGAUCAAGCCUGGCGCUUCGAGCAGCUCAGUGGCGAAGAAGCGUUUCAACUGAAACGCCGGCUGCGAGGUUCUGAGGAUUGGGACUAUGGCGGUCACGGAAGCAAUUGGAACGCAAUGUGGCAGGUGCUGCAGUCAAAGUUCUGGCCAGGCACAAAGUGGGCUAGCAAGCUGCUCGAGACUGACGAUGCUUUCCUUCUGGAGCACAAUGAGGCAAAGGGCCGAGACGAGGUGUGGUCAGAUGACUGUGACGGAGAGGGCCACAACUGGCUUGGACUUCAGCUCAUGAUCCUCAGGGAGAACCUCAAGAAGCGAUGUGGCCGACAUAGCGCGACAUGGGGCUGGCUCUGCAAAGAUCCGCUAAAUGGGCGCCGGCCACAUGCGAACAACGAGUGGAAGCAAACGGUCAGAAGGGCUGCCACCAGAGCUUGCCAAUGCUUCUGCCACGUCCGCGCAGGCCAAGGGCCACCGCAACACUGUCCAUCACCGCGACACUUACCAGCUGUGACUGGGUCUGCUGUCCAGGACAGGGCUGUUCCCACACCAAAGCGCAAGGGCGAGAUCCAGGGUUCACAAAUCGAGCUGCAACCGCGCAGUUGCAAAGAGACAUCGCCAGUGACGGCAUGCGCAUCCCCAAACAAAGCAGCGGCAAGCAGCAGCUAUCUCUUCUUCGAUUACGAAGAACUCGAGAACUCGUACGACAUGCUGUUGCAGAAGCAGACGGCGGUUUCCACUACAGGUGAGGUCAUGACGGUUGUGAGUUUUCUGGACUGCGUGAAGAGGAUGCCUGCUUGGCCGGCCUUGAUGAUGUUGGUCUUGCUUCUGGCGCAUAGGGGAAGAAUGGCGGUGUUGGUGGCGUAUGUCGACACCGCAGCAGUCCCAGCCUAUGUCGCUUCUGUUUGGCCUCCCUCGUGCAGUUCUCAGGUGGAGCAGGAAGCCGUGGCAAUUGACGCUGAGGGAACCAAACAAUCUGUACGUGCGUUCACGAUCGACAUAUUGACCAUGUCAGUCACUACAGACAUGGACAUAUAUGUCUACGUGUUCGACAUCAAGAAGCUCGGCCAACAGGCCUUCGGGGAAGCAUCCCAAGGGCGAUUGCGCACCUUGCUAGAGGGAGUUCUGCUAUCCGACUACACCCUCGACCUGCAGGUGGCCUCCGUUCUUGCCAUGCGCCGGCAAGGACUUCCACACAAUCGACUGCCAAGCCUGGAAGCGGGCCUUGCUCACAGCAACGUACUUACCGCAAGCGAGCUCGUCAAGUUCAAGGAGACCAAGCAGAGCAUUCGUGGCCGCUUUGCUGCCGAGUUCCAGAGCAUUUGGCGAGCCCGUCCGCUGACUGAAGAGCUCCUGGCAUACUGCACCCACUGGUGGCCAUGGUGUGCCGAAACUACGGUGUGUGUGGGGCCAGCAGGUUACUUGUGA
Molecule: messenger RNA, 1651 nt
Organism: Symbiodinium pilosum
Lineage: Eukaryota; Dinophyceae; Suessiales; Symbiodiniaceae
Source: the annotation of a GenBank genome assembly